AUGCGUUAUUACAAUUCUCCAAUGUUCUUAGUCAAACAUCUUCCCGUUCCGUCAUCUCAGUCUAACAAACCUUUGUUAUGCAUAGGACGUGAAUGGCAUUAUUUCCCAAGUAGGUUCUUUCUCCCGGGAGGCGCUGAGAACUGGCGCGUUGGAUUUGUUCAGUCUGCAUUUUCUGGUCAAUUGCCAGGUCAGUUCGCAAAACCAUCAAAUGGUGUUGUAUCAGACUCCACAAGGAUUGAUGGGAGUCAUUUCAACUCAGAGAAUCUCGAGGAGAUCGACAGAUUUGUUAAGGACGAGUCUAGUGAAUGCACUUAUAUGCUUGAUCGGGAUUCUCCCCCUGGUAAUCGAGAAAAAUUGUAUGUAGCGGACCGAAAGAUUUGGUUUUCUCUUGUUAAUCGAACUAUUCUUGACUCGAAUAAUUGCAGUCCAGAUGGUAAUUCCCUUGGUUUGAGUUUAAUAUUCCGUUGUCGACUUUUACGAACUUUUUAUGUCCCCAUUCUUUCAGAAAAAGUGAACCGGAAGAUUCAUAUUCACAUGCUUGCUCGUUAUGUUAAUGCACUGAUUGGAUAA
Molecule: messenger RNA, 570 nt
Organism: Schistosoma turkestanicum
Lineage: Eukaryota; Metazoa; Platyhelminthes; Trematoda; Strigeidida; Schistosomatidae
Source: the annotation of a GenBank genome assembly